Drosophila nasuta is the source of this 1436-nucleotide messenger RNA. Its product is annotated as protein AAR2 homolog. Bases 172 to 1302 code for a protein of 376 amino acids. The transcript has 2 exons. The record is from RefSeq and is a predicted model, not a curated record. Lineage: Eukaryota; Metazoa; Arthropoda; Insecta; Diptera; Drosophilidae. Gene Ontology annotation, biological process: spliceosomal tri-snRNP complex assembly.
UGGUUUCGCAAGGGCUGCACAACAAUGAUCAGCUGCAUCAUGCUUGUGAAAACCAGGGUAGCUAUAAAGACUGUAAAUAUUUUAGUUGCAUUGUGAUUACAAUAAUAAGUACCCGUUGCUUACUUUUACCAAUUCAAUAAAUUCCAAUCAUAAUCUAACAAAGUAUUCAACAUGAAUAAGGACAACUCAAGCAUGCAAAUGGAUCCUGAUUUGGCGCUGCGGCUGCUUGCAGAUGGUGCUGUUCUCGUCAUAGCUGGCGUUCCCGUGGGUACCGAAUUUGGCGUAGAUUUAUGUGCCUACACAAUUGGUCCCGAUUUCCGGGGAAUCAAGAUGAUACCACCGGGCGUACAUUACGUGUGGUGUGCCUCCCGUGGACCGUAUGGCGACACUGCGCCUCGUGUGGGCUUCGUGCACUACUUUCAUCAAAACGAGAUUCUGGUACGCGAAUGGGACAAUGAACUGGAGGAGCUGCGUCCACGGCAAACAGCUGAGCCAGAGCUGGAACGUGAACGCAUUCGCAAGAAUCUGACACAGCUGGAGCGCGUACUGGCGCCCUACGACUACAGAUACGUUUGCAAAUGGAAGGAUCUGACGGGUAGCGUUAGUGAAUCUUGCGUUGCCCGCUGUCGUCCAAAGCGAGGAACCAUACGCACCAACAUUGAGCUACAGUCCUGCCCCAAUGCAGAGCGACCACGCGGCAGUGCAAGCGGCAUCAGCAAACGUCAGGCAGCUGCCAAAUUGUUACUAGACGAAAGUGAAAUGCUCCCCAAUUUGAAGCCUGUGGAUGGCACAGCUCCACGCUUUUGUGCGGUGCCAGCACGUGUUCCCCAGGAUGCACCACCAGCAGAUAUCUCACGACAUGCCAUCGAUUGCAUUGCAGCGGUGAAUAAACUGUUCGAUAGCUUCACGAAUGAGAACCCCGAUGGGCUCAUUGAGGAACUGCAGCUGGCAUUUGUAUUUUUCCUGGUUGGCUACUCGGUUGAAUCUUUGGAUCAUUGGCGCAAAUUGCUUGCACUGCUGGCACAUUCCGAGACGGCAGUCAGCAAGCACAAGCUGGCCUACAUGAAGUACAGUGAAGUACUUGCCCAUCAGCUGCCUCAUCUGCCAGAGGAAUUGAUGACACCCAGUCCACACAACACGGUGUACAAAGAUGUGCGCGAGUUGCUCGUCAAUCUGUAUGCUGGGGGUUUGAUGGUGAGUGCGGAGCGGCUGAUGAAGCGACUAGGCAAACAGAUGGGCUGGCAUUUUGAGGGUCUGCUGGAUGAGGAUCCCGAGGAUCAGCCGGUGGUUAUUGAAAUAUAAGGCUGUCGUCUUUGUUUUCAGCGUAGCGAAUGCUGUGUACGCAAAUAGUUCCACAAAUCUCGAGCGGUGCGUAUGCUGACCAUGAAUUGGCACAGUUUCGUCUCAAUCAGACACAGUAUGAUGAACUUGGCGCG